AUGUUUGAAUCGUUGGUGUCGCGGUUGACGUCACCGCCGGUGUCGCGGCGGAGGCAUACUGUGCACGCGUCACGGGAAGUCUGCAGUGAACCAGAAGAAGAGGCCGCUCCAGUACAGCGACGCUCACGCACAGCUAAACAACUCCUCGACAAGCGACGCAAGGCGAGACUCUCUUGCGCAGACCUCACCACUGCUGCUAAUGCCGAGCCCGAGAAGUCAUCUCGCAUUGAUGCUCUCAAAGCUUUCUUGCCAUUGCGACAGUCCAAGUCCCUUGGACGACUUGACGGUCUUAAAGAGUUAAAAAGUAAAGUUUUCAAUGAAAUAGUCAAAGACAUAUUUGUAGGCAAUAGUCACGUAACUGUUACGAAAAUUGGCUGGUCAUUGCUGACAGUUGGCGAUGGCUUCCAGCAUCUCGGUUGCGACACUCGCUCUGCGCGGCCUUGCGGCCUUCGCGCGCACAGCCGCACCUUUUGCCCCGUGCCGCACGACGCACGAUUCUUCCUAUAA
This is a messenger RNA of Parnassius apollo (apollo), 507 nucleotides long. NCBI's taxonomy places the organism in Eukaryota, Metazoa, Arthropoda, Insecta, Lepidoptera, Papilionidae. The record is from the annotation of a GenBank genome assembly.